Zychaea mexicana is the source of this 565-nucleotide messenger RNA. RefSeq lists its product as uncharacterized. The annotation marks the transcript as partial. The transcript is spliced from 4 exons. The record is from RefSeq and is a predicted model, not a curated record. NCBI's taxonomy places the organism in Eukaryota, Fungi, Mucoromycota, Mucoromycetes, Mucorales, Lichtheimiaceae.
AUUGGUGGUCGUUGUGUACAAUUCGAAUCCAUGGUUCGUGAGACCGUCGUCGUCUUCGUGGUUGUUACUUUUAUUUUUGCCAGUAGGGUGUAAUACAAUCGCAUAUCCACCGACCGUUCCUGCUGUUACUCCUUCAAAAACCAUCGCAGAGAUAUGCAACAACAAUCGUCGUGUUCAGGAAAAGUUGCGCGUUCGAUUAGUGGUCGUUGUGUACAAUUCGAAUCAGUGGAUCGUGAGACCGUUGUCGUCUUCGUGGUUGUUACUUUUAUUUUUGCCAGUAGAGUGUAAUACAAUCACAUAUCCACCGACCGUUCCUGCUGUUACUCCUUCAAAAACCAUCGCAGAGAUAUGCAACAACAAUCGUCGUGUUCAGGAAAAGUUGCGCGUUCGAUUAGUGGUCGUUGUGUACAAUUCGAAUCAGUGGAUCGUGAGACCGUUGUCGCUUUGUGUGGUUAUUGCUGUUAUUUCUGUUGUUGUAUAUGAAAUAGCACCGCCAUUCUCCACUCUUUUCCUUGUAGAUUUACACCAGAUUCAAACAGUAAUCGUUGGAGCGAGUCCAAUUCCU